AUGUGCUUAGGGCUUUGUAAGUAGCAGAAAGAUGAUUGGAUUUGGGGUUUGGAGGGAAGUUGACUGAUUGGCUUGAUGAUGUGUGCAGACUUCAGCCAAUAGGAGACUAGUGCGCUUUCUUUUACAAGUCAGAACAUAGCUAUAUCGGAAGUAUCACUUUUACUUUGUAUAGAAGAAGAAAACAGCUGUAAAUUACAAUGAGUGGAAGAGGCAAAACCGGUGGAAAGGCUCGCGCCAAGGCAAAGACUCGCUCUUCCAGGGCGGGCCUGCAGUUCCCCGUCGGCCGUGUUCACAGACUUCUCCGUAAAGGCAACUAUGCUCAGCGUGUUGGUGCCGGUGCUCCGGUUUAUUUGGCCGCUGUGCUCGAGUAUCUCACUGCUGAGAUCCUGGAGUUGGCUGGAAACGCCGCUCGCGACAACAAGAAGACCCGUAUCAUUCCUCGUCAUCUGCAGCUGGCGGUACGCAAUGACGAGGAGUUGAACAAGCUUCUGGGUGGUGUGACCAUCGCUCAGGGUGGUGUGCUGCCCAACAUUCAGGCCGUACUGCUGCCUAAGAAAACUGAGAAGACAGCGAAGACCAAGUAAACUGACUGGAGGUUUUCUUCAAACCAAUGGCUCUUUUAAGAGCCACCCAAUUUGUCCAUGAGAGAGUGAUUUCUUUUUUUGUCCAAUUUUUAUUUAAACCUGUCUGAUUAUAAAACAAAUUAAAUUUAAAAUAUAGCGUUUUAAACGUUUCAGAUGGUUUCGUGAAUUGACAGUUAUUUUACUCGUCACCUUUAUAUAGCACUUACAAU
Molecule: messenger RNA, 793 nt
Organism: Megalobrama amblycephala (Wuchang bream)
Lineage: Eukaryota; Metazoa; Chordata; Actinopteri; Cypriniformes; Xenocyprididae
Product: histone H2A-like
Exons: 1
Coding region: 198-584 (128 amino acids)
Cellular component (GO): nucleosome
Molecular function (GO): structural constituent of chromatin; protein heterodimerization activity; DNA binding
Source: RefSeq, a predicted model, not a curated record